Messenger RNA from Drosophila subobscura, 2856 nucleotides. It is a transcript of the gene arm, whose product is annotated as armadillo segment polarity protein. NCBI's taxonomy places the organism in Eukaryota, Metazoa, Arthropoda, Insecta, Diptera, Drosophilidae. The transcript has 7 exons. The coding region runs from base 158 to 2674 and encodes 838 amino acids. Gene Ontology annotation, molecular function: alpha-catenin binding; protein phosphatase binding; transcription coactivator activity. Gene Ontology annotation, biological process: cell adhesion; positive regulation of transcription by RNA polymerase II. The record is from RefSeq and is a predicted model, not a curated record. Gene Ontology annotation, cellular component: catenin complex; adherens junction.
UGGUAUAUAUUAUGUAUAGGUCCGCGGUCAUACCACAGGUUCAGGUUUUGCUGUAAAAUUUUUUUGUUUGCAGUGCGUCUAAGAAAGAAAAUCUGUUUUAAGCAGCAGAACUUAACUAUAUUGACACGGUGUGCUGUAAAGCGCUUUAAUCACCAAGAUGAGUUAUAUGCCAGCCCAGAAUCGUACAAUGUCGCAUAACAAUCAAUACAAUCCGCCGGACUUGCCACCAAUGGUGUCGGCCAAGGAGCAGACCCUUAUGUGGCAACAGAACUCGUAUCUGGGUGACUCGGGUAUCCAUUCGGGUGCCGUCACCCAGGUGCCAUCACUCUCUGGAAAAGAGGAUGAGGAGAUGGAGGGCGAUCCGCUUAUGUUCGACCUAGACACUGGCUUUCCUCAGAACUUCACGCAGGACCAGGUGGACGACAUGAACCAGCAGUUGAGCCAGACUCGUUCGCAGAGAGUGCGAGCCGCUAUGUUCCCGGAGACCCUGGAGGAGGGCAUCGAGAUACCCUCCACUCAGUUCGACCCGCAGCAGCCGACGGCUGUCCAGCGUCUGUCGGAGCCCUCGCAGAUGCUAAAGCACGCUGUGGUCAACCUGAUCAACUACCAGGACGACGCCGAGCUGGCCACCCGGGCCAUACCAGAGCUGAUCAAACUGCUCAAUGACGAGGACCAGGUGGUGGUCUCGCAGGCCGCCAUGAUGGUGCAUCAAUUGUCCAAGAAGGAGGCCUCGCGCCAUGCCAUCAUGAACAGUCCCCAAAUGGUGGCCGCCCUGGUGCGUGCCAUAUCGAACAGCAACGACCUGGAGAGCACCAAGGCCGCCGUUGGCACCCUCCACAAUCUGUCGCACCAUCGCCAGGGUCUCUUGGCCAUCUUCAAGAGCGGCGGCAUCCCGGCACUUGUGAAGCUGCUAUCGUCGCCCGUAGAGAGCGUGCUCUUCUACGCAAUCACCACGCUGCAUAACCUGCUGCUCCAUCAGGAUGGAUCCAAGAUGGCCGUGCGCCUGGCAGGCGGCCUACAGAAAAUGGUCACCCUGCUGCAGAGGAACAACGUUAAGUUCCUGGCCAUCGUCACCGACUGUCUCCAGAUCCUGGCUUACGGCAACCAGGAGAGCAAGCUUAUUAUUCUUGCUUCAGGCGGACCCAACGAACUUGUGCGCAUCAUGCGCUCCUAUGACUAUGAGAAGCUCCUUUGGACCACAUCGCGCGUUCUCAAAGUGCUCUCGGUGUGCUCGAGCAACAAGCCAGCUAUCGUGGACGCCGGCGGCAUGCAGGCCCUGGCCAUGCACUUGGGCAACAUGUCGCCCCGUCUCGUCCAGAACUGUCUGUGGACUCUCCGCAAUCUUUCGGAUGCGGCUACCAAGGUGGAGGGACUAGAGGCCCUACUGCAGUCCCUGGUCCAGGUUCUAGGCUCCACCGAUGUCAACGUGGUCACCUGUGCCGCAGGCAUACUCUCGAAUCUGACGUGCAACAAUCAGCGCAACAAGGCCACCGUCUGCCAGGUGGGCGGCGUCGACGCCCUUGUUCGCACCAUCAUCAAUGCCGGCGAUCGCGAGGAGAUCACUGAGCCGGCUGUAUGCGCCUUGCGCCACCUCACUUCGCGCCACGUGGACUCGGAACUGGCGCAGAACGCGGUCCGUCUCAACUACGGGCUUUCGGUUAUUGUCAAGUUGCUCCAUCCACCAUCACGGUGGCCGCUUAUCAAAGCCGUCAUCGGGCUCAUUCGUAACCUGGCCCUCUGUCCGGCCAACCAUGCUCCAUUGCGAGAGCAUGGCGCCAUCCAUCACUUGGUGCGUCUGUUGAUGCGCGCCUUCCAGGACACAGAAAGGCAACGCUCAUCGAUUGCCACCACGGGCUCCCAGCAGCCGUCUGCCUACGCCGACGGCGUUCGCAUGGAGGAAAUUGUCGAGGGCACGGUGGGCGCUUUGCACAUCCUCGCUCGAGAAUCGCACAAUCGCGCCCUCAUACGCCAGCAGUCGGUGAUUCCGAUAUUUGUGCGCUUGCUAUUCAACGAAAUCGAAAACAUACAGCGCGUGGCUGCCGGCGUUCUCUGCGAGUUAGCCGCCGACAAGGAAGGUGCCGAGAUCAUUGAACAGGAGGGGGCUACCGGGCCGCUCACUGAUCUGCUGCACUCCCGCAACGAGGGCGUGGCCACGUACGCCGCCGCAGUGCUCUUCCGCAUGAGUGAGGACAAGCCGCAGGACUACAAGAAGCGUCUCUCUAUUGAGCUGACCAAUUCUCUGCUGCGCGAGGACAACAACAUUUGGGCCAAUGCUGAUUUGGGCAUGGGUCCGGAUCUACAGGAUAUGCUUGGACCCGAAGAAGCAUAUGAGGGCCUUUACGGACAAGGUCCGCCCAGUGUACACAGUUCGCACGGAGGUCGCGCAUUCCAUCAGCAAGGAUAUGAUACUCUACCAAUAGAUUCGAUGCAGGGUCUGGAGAUUAGCAGCCCGGUGGGCGGUGGGGGCGCUGCUGGUAAUAGCGGAGGUGUUAACAGUGCUAGCGCAAGCAACGGUGCUGUCGUCCCACCCAGCGGGGCACCAACAUCGCCCUAUUCCAUGGACAUGGACGUCGGCGAGAUCGAUGCCGGUACAUUGAGCUUCGACUUGGAUGCCAUGCCGACGCCACCCAACGACAACAAUAACUUGGCUGCCUGGUACGAUACCGACUGUUAGACACACACAUUUAUUGCUCUCUUCCCCUGGCCCUGAGCAUGGGCAGGCGUACGACCCCGAACGGCUCCGUGAUGCGUUGGCACCAGUGGAAGAAGGCUAUUACCACACACCCACACCCACACACAUACAUAAACAUAAACAUAUAUAUUAAUUAUAAUACAACUGCAACGGCAUAAAGCAUA